Plasmodium relictum is the source of this 1437-nucleotide messenger RNA. Its product is annotated as ATP-dependent helicase, putative. The coding region runs from base 1 to 1437 and encodes 478 amino acids. Gene Ontology annotation, molecular function: ATP binding; nucleic acid binding. The record is from RefSeq and is a predicted model, not a curated record. The transcript is spliced from 3 exons. Gene Ontology annotation, biological process: maturation of LSU-rRNA from tricistronic rRNA transcript (SSU-rRNA, 5.8S rRNA, LSU-rRNA). Lineage: Eukaryota; Apicomplexa; Aconoidasida; Haemosporida; Plasmodiidae. Gene Ontology annotation, cellular component: nucleolus.
AUGUUUUUUAUAUAUCUCUUAAUUAUUAGUUUUUUUUUUUUUUUUUUACUAAUCAAUAGCUUCAAUAUAACUAAUAUUAAUAGCAAGUCAGAUAAAUUCUUAAAACUAAAAUAUAAAUAUGUAAAAUGUAGACAAAAAUAUAUAAUUAAAAACUUGCAAAGCCAUUUUGAUUAUACUAUUGAAAAUUUUCCAUGUAUGACUGAAAUUGUAAAUAACAAAGAUGGUUAUUUUUUUAAAAGUAAUAAAACAUUUUCUGAUUUGAAUAUUCACAAAACCUUAGUAGAAGAGUUAAGAAAAAAUAAUAUUAAUGUAGCUUCAACAAUUCAAUCAGAUUUAUUAGAUUAUUAUAAUAAAAAUUAUGAAAAAUUGAAAAAUAUUAUUAUAGGUGCAGAAAAUGGUAUAGGAAAAACAAUGUCUUAUAUAAUUCUCAUUUUAAAUCAUUUAUUAAAGGAAAAAAAAAAAAAUAUAUGUACUAUAAUUUUUCAAUAUAAUAAUUUAUUGUGUAACCAAUGUUAUGAUAUCAUAAAACUCCUUUCAAAAAAUGUAAAGGUUAAAACAAUUAACUUAAAAAAUGAAGAUAAGAUAAGUUCAAAUAAGAAUCUUAUAAUCAUAUCAUCUCCUAUAAAAUUUUAUCAUUAUAUGAAAGAAAAUAAAGAAACUUUGUAUUUUUUAAAAAAUUUAAAUUUUUUUAUAAUAGAUGAAGUAGAUGCAAUAUUUGAAAAACCUUACUUGAAAUAUAUGAAUUUUAUUUUUAAUGAAAUAAAAAGAAUAAAUGAUAAUUUUGUAUCAAUAAUAACAUCAUCUACCUUAAGUAAUAAAGGAAAGAAAUCUACAUAUAACAACAUAAUGAAAUAUAUAAAAAAUUCAGUAAUGAUAAAAACAAAAUAUAUGCAUAAUAUUCAUCCAUUGAUUAAUUAUCAUUUUAUUAAUUUAAGUAUUCAUAAUAUUUAUGCAAAAUUUGAAGCAAUUAAAGAUAUCCUUCUAAAAGAAAAUCAUAAAAAAGUUCUUAUUUUUUGCAAUACUAUUAAAAGUUGCAACCAAGCAUUUAGUUUAUUGAAAUCCGUUUUCGAUAACAUUUUCAUUUUUAAUUCUUCAUUAAAAAAAACAGAUCUAUUAAUAAUUUUAGAACAUUUUAAGAAUUCAGAAAAAUCUAUUUUAGUAACUACUGAUAUAAUAUAUAGAGGUGUUGAUGUGAAAAACAUCACACACCUUUUUCAUUUUGAUACACCAACAAAUAUCAUAGUUUAUACUCAUAGGAAUGGAAGAAUAAGUAGAGGACCAAGUACAGGAGAUAUUUAUAUAUUUAACAAUUUGAAUGAUUUAAUAACGAAAAAAAUAUAUGAAUUUCAUAAAAAUAAUGUGAAAUUUGAAGAACUUUUUAGUAGAAAAAGAUCUUUAAGAAAAAAUUAUAAAAAAGAAUUAAAAAAAGCUAUGUAG